Molecule: messenger RNA, 2741 nt
Organism: Diabrotica virgifera virgifera (western corn rootworm)
Lineage: Eukaryota; Metazoa; Arthropoda; Insecta; Coleoptera; Chrysomelidae
Product: zinc finger protein 239-like
Exons: 2
Coding region: 1129-2220 (363 amino acids)
Biological process (GO): regulation of transcription by RNA polymerase II
Molecular function (GO): RNA polymerase II cis-regulatory region sequence-specific DNA binding; DNA-binding transcription factor activity
Source: RefSeq, a predicted model, not a curated record
GUGUAGGUCUCCAUAGUUCUAGCAUCACAGCACAGCUACAGCAUCAGUUUUCAGUUUCAAACGAUUUGAAACCAUCAGCCAGCCAACGAAAUCGAGCUGUAAAGCUGUAAUUGCCCAAGUCUUAGACAAGGAAAAAAGAGAGGACGGGUAACACCCAUUUAACCAUAGAGUUAUAUAUUAGCAUAGAGAGAGUGUCAUUCAGAGCGAAGUGACGACACCAUCUUUUUUAUUUGGAUUAGUGCUGUUUCACUCUUACGCAUAGUAAAGCUGCUACAGUUGUCCUCCUCUUCCGUGCCUAUAUUCACACUGAAUGUCAUCAUAGAUUUUCGAUACAAUGUGUUAGAAAGAGAUGCAGCAAACCAGUCCAUGAGAUCUUGUCGUCAGGAAGCGCGGAAGGUAGGCUCCCUCUAUGUUAAUAUAUACCUCUAUGCAUUUAACACACACGUUCCAAAAGUGAAGCCAGUUUUUGGUUUGUUUGUCACCAGAAACAUGGCGGUCACGUCAAAAAUAACAAUGGGUUGCCAGUGGUGGGUGUUCGUUGAAGGUUAAAAUUUCAUAAAAAAUAAAGUAAAUUAUCAUCUAAAAUUCGUAAUAAAAACAUAUGUAUUAUUGAAACAUAUGUACGUAAUAUGAGCAACUUAAUAAAACAUUUACCGUACACAAAUUCUUCAUUUUAAAUACAUUUCAUGUUUUUAUUUUAAAUACUCAAUGCAUAACAAUACCCCAAAGAUACGUCGAUGAUCAAAAUCCCAGCAUAGGGAUUACGUACACUCGAUACGCAUCGUAUCCGCCAUGUUUUCCCGUAAGGCGCUAUGGGAAAACAUGGCGGAUACGAUGCGUAUCGAGUGUACGUAAUCCGGGCCCUGGUGUCAGUUUGGCUUCACUUUUGGUCAUAGGAUUACUCGUCCUCUCUCUUUCCUUGUCUAAGGCCCAAGUAGCCCAAGAGCAAAGAGCAGUGCCAAAAAAGGAAGAAGAAGAACCCAUAUUUGGCAAACCUAACCUAAACCCAAAAUUAUUAUUAUUUGUUAUUUGCCCUUGCAUAAAUAUGUAAGUAUGUAAGUUUUCCGUGAUUUUACUUUUUGGAUUCAAAAUUAUUAUUGAAAUACAUAAAAUAAAGUGUAAUCAAAAAUGGAAGUAAAACAAGAAAAUAGUGAAGAAGCCUGUAAAGUAGAAAUAGAAUAUAAUGAAUUGGAAGGCUUUAAAUGUGAAAUUCAGGAAGAAUCAAAUAGCAAAAGUACACAUGACACAUAUUUUCCUACAAAUCCUAAAAUAGAACAACUUGACAAUACUCCAUUUGAAGAAAACCAAAACACUGAAAAAGGAUAUCUCCAAGAGGAAAACCAAAUGGAAAUUACGGAGACACUAAUUGGACAUUCAUCUAACGAAGGAAGUUAUAUGAGUCGACAUUCUGAAGGAACGACAUUAAAUGAGAAUAUGAAAGUUACGACUGAACAAGGACUUUACAAGUGCCAAAUUUGUUGUAAACAAUUUACUACAAGAGGUUAUUUGAAAGUACAUGUGGGAUUGCACACUGGAGAAACACCUUAUCAGUGUGAAAUUUGUUUUAAACAAUUUAGUGGAGCAGGUACUUUAAAAAGACAUUUGAGAGUGCAUACUGGAGAAACACCUUAUCAGUGUGAAAUUUGUUUAAAGCAGUUUAAUGAUAAGGGUAAUUUAAAAAGACAUGUGAGAUCGCACACUGGAGAAACACCUUAUCAGUGUCACAUUUGUUUAAAGCAGUUUAGUAAUAAAAGUAAUUUAAUAAUACAUUCGAGAUUACACAGUGGAGAAAAACCUUACAAGUGUGAAAUUUGUUUUAAGCAAUUUAUUCAAGCAUGUGACUUGAAAAGACAUUUAAGAUUGCACACUGGAGAAAAGCCUCAUAAAUGUGAAAUUUGUUUAAAGCAAUUUAUUCAAGCAGGUGAUUUGAAAAUACAUUUGAGAAUGCACACUGGAGAUAAACCUUACAAGUGUGAAACUUGUUUAAAGCAGUUUAAUAAUGGGAGUAAUUUAAAAAAACAUUUGAGAUCUCACACUGGAGAAACUUCUCACAAGUGUGAAAUUUGUUUAAAGAAAUUUAUUCAAGCAGGUCAUUUGAGAGUACAUUUGAGAGUGCACACUGGAGAAAAACCUUACAAGUGUGAAAUUUGCUUAAAGUCGUUUAAUAAUAAGAGCAAUUUAAAAAAACAUUUGAAAGGUCACUGCGAAAAACGACCAUAGUCAUUUUUAAUACGGUAUGCGUAGUGUGACCAACUAGCCCGAAAAAUCCGGGGCAUGACCCGAAUUACGAAGUUGUGUCCCGGCGUCCCGGACAAGGCUUCCGGGCCAUCCGAAUUUUCAACGUUUUGGUCAAUUUCUAUUUUGAAAUUUUGAAUACCUUAUUUUUCUAAGAACUCACAUCAAAGGGCCUAGCCGGGUUAGAUGAUGAAAAGUGCCCCCAACUCGAUUCGAAUUCCAUAUAGGUCACCGUUUAGUAUAUACAUAUAGUGAAACUAACUUUCUGAAAUUUUUAACCCCCUAGGUGGUCAUGUGACCCACCUAGAACCUAAUUAGGCGUUUUAUGUUUUUAUUUUUAUCUCAGCCGCAUCGAGAACUAGCGAAAAACUUUAGAGAAAAAAGUUGUAAACUUUAAAAAGUUCUGUUCGAAAAAAAUUUUUUUUUUAAUUUUUGGCGGGAAAUUUAAAUUUUAGAACGAUUUUAAAAUUUUAAAUGAGUAUAAAAAAAUAACUAAGACAUUCGUU